Phacochoerus africanus (Common warthog) is the source of this 1969-nucleotide messenger RNA. RefSeq names its product Golgi pH regulator. NCBI's taxonomy places the organism in Eukaryota, Metazoa, Chordata, Mammalia, Artiodactyla, Suidae. Gene Ontology annotation, cellular component: Golgi cisterna membrane. The record is from RefSeq and is a predicted model, not a curated record. The transcript has 14 exons. Gene Ontology annotation, molecular function: voltage-gated monoatomic anion channel activity. The coding region runs from base 166 to 1533 and encodes 455 amino acids. Gene Ontology annotation, biological process: intracellular pH reduction.
UGCUGAUUGGCUGGCUGCGGCGCAGCUUGAUGGCGUCGGGCUGGCGAGCCAAGGGUCUGGUGGUGGCCCCCGGGCGACUGCCGCCUGUGUGAGGGGCUAGCGGCCCGAGCGAGCUGGGUCCUCGGGGAGUGGAAGCGGAAGCACUAGCCCUCCUUACACUUCGCCAUGAGUUUCCUUAUUGACUCCAGCAUCAUGAUUACCUCCCAGAUACUUUUCUUUGGAUUUGGGUGGCUUUUUUUCAUGAGACAACUGUUUAAGGACUAUGAGGUGCGUCAGUAUGUGGUACAGGUGAUCUUCUCUGUGACUUUUGCAUUUUCUUGCACCAUGUUUGAGCUCAUCAUCUUUGAAAUCUUAGGAGUAUUAAAUAGCAGCUCCCGUUAUUUUCACUGGAAAAUGAACCUGUGUGUAAUUCUGUUGAUCCUGGUUUUCAUGGUGCCUUUUUAUAUUGGCUACUUUAUCGUGAGCAACAUCCGACUAUUGCAUAAACAGCGACUACUUUUUUCCUGUCUCUUAUGGUUGACCUUCAUGUAUUUCUUUUGGAAACUAGGAGAUCCAUUUCCUAUUCUCAGCCCAAAACAUGGGAUCUUGUCCAUAGAACAGCUCAUCAGCCGAGUAGGUGUGAUUGGGGUGACUCUCAUGGCUCUUCUUUCCGGAUUUGGUGCUGUCAACUGCCCAUACACUUACAUGUCCUACUUCCUCAGGAAUGUGACUGACACAGAUAUUCUAGCCCUGGAACGGCGACUGCUGCAAACCAUGGAUAUGAUCAUAAGCAAAAAGAAAAGGAUGGCAAUGACACGGAGAACUAUGUUCCAGAAGGGGGAAGUGCAUAACAAACCAUCAGGAUUCUGGGGAAUGAUAAAGAGUGUUACCACUUCGGCACCAGGAAGUGAAAAUCUUACUCUUAUUCAACAGGAAGUGGAUGCUUUGGAAGAACUAAGCAGGCAGCUUUUUCUGGAAACAGCUGAUCUAUAUGCUACCAAGGAGAGAAUAGAAUACUCCAAAACUUUCAAAGGGAAAUAUUUUAAUUUUCUGGGUUACUUUUUCUCUAUUUACUGUGUUUGGAAAAUUUUUAUGGCAACCAUUAAUAUCGUUUUUGACCGAGUUGGGAAAACUGAUCCAGUCACAAGAGGCAUUGAGAUCACUGUGAAUUAUCUGGGGAUCCAAUUUGAUGUGAAGUUCUGGUCCCAACACAUUUCCUUCAUUCUAGUUGGAAUAAUCAUCGUCACAUCAAUCAGAGGAUUGCUGAUCACUCUUACCAAGUUCUUUUAUGCCAUCUCCAGCAGUAAGUCCUCCAAUGUCAUUGUCCUGCUAUUAGCACAGAUAAUGGGCAUGUAUUUCGUCUCCUCGGUGCUACUGAUCCGAAUGAGCAUGCCCUUGGAGUACCGCACCAUAGUCACCGAAGUCCUUGGAGAGCUGCAGUUCAACUUCUAUCACCGUUGGUUUGAUGUGAUCUUCCUGGUCAGUGCUCUUUCCAGCAUACUUUUCCUCUAUUUGGCUCACAAACAGGCACCAGAGAAGCAUAUGGCACCUUGAACUCAUGCCUAUUACAGACUGCUGCAGGCCACUGAUGCCAGAAUUUGGAUAUAAGAGGGGAAAAAUGGAGGGGGGACCAGGACUUAAUAUUUUUUAAACAAUAUGCUGUGGUAGCAUAUCUUACCUCCAGUUUACGCCUUCCUCCUCAGAUGAUACUGUGAUCAUGAGUAGCAUCAGCUGGAAAUGAGAAAGAGGAGUAACUUGAGCUAGUCCUCAGCCAACCUGUUUGGGUCGGAGGCUGGUGCAGCAUGCUGGGUGGUAGGAGUGGAAAAGAGCGGAGAAACUAAAGGGAAAAAAUACACUGGAACUCUAGGGUAAGAGACAUGUCAGGUAGCUGGGCCAGAAACAUAGGGUUUCUGUUUAAGUCAAGGAUCACAUGGAGAAGGUUAUGACUUUCCCUUGAGAUUGAUUAUCAUUAAAAUCAGAGGUUGUAAUA